UUGAUACUUUAAUCAGAAUCAGAAAAACUUUAUUGAUCCCCGGGGGGUAACUGCUUUGUUACAGUUGCUGCUGUAUAAGAAAUUGAAAUGAGUAGGUCUGCAAAUAAAAUAAUAUAUAAAUAGGCGUGCUACACUAAACACACAACAAUAUAAAAUAAAGAGGCAUGUACAAAUAGAAUAUGUAUAUGUAACAACAGUGUGAUAAAUUGAAUUAUUGCACAUGAUUAAUAAUAUCUAAGUACAUUUGAUGCUGGUACUUUUGUACUUUUACUUAUGUUUUGAAUGCAGGACUUGCAGUGAAGUAAUCCUGCAGUGUGGUAAUGAAUUUAUUUUUCUAUUGAGCGGAACAAAAAAAACAUUGUGGAUGUUGACAUGGAAAGGAGAGAGAGAGAGAGAGAGCUUGUCUGUGUGUCAGCUGAUUGUGCCCCAUGCUAUUUUUACACAGAUAAAAGAUAAAGAUCCUCCUUCUGUGUCCUGUGUGGCUGAUUCAAUGGGUUGACCAUCACUGACCAUUUACAGUCUGCUACAGCUGCACACAGCGUUUCUACUUGCAGCUGUCUGGUUGGUUACUUGGCAGAGUUGGUCUCAACCAGCAGUUUGCUGCCACCCUGUGGUGCUACAGAUGCAACAUCACCAUAAACUAUUUCAUUAUUUUACUUGUUUAAAUGUGAGCUUUUUUUGCGAUUAAGAGCUAAACUAACACCACCAAGCCCAUUUUUAUUUUCAUUUUACAGCAUUAAAAUAAUUACUGCAUGGUGUAAUAACCAUGUAUUAAAAAGGUAUAUUAACAGACGCCAGAGAGAGAGAGAGAGAGAGAGAGAGAGAUUGUAAAAAUUACCCGCCUACUUAAUUUUCCAGCAUUUCCGGAAGAGGCCUAGAUAAAAAAACUGUCUGAAUUUCCAAUGAAUCAUUUGACUAAAUGCAGCAUGCUUACUGGCUCAUCUUGCAGCCAGCAUUCUCCAAACAAACAUUAAUCCACAGCAGCAUCUAACAACCUCCUGGUUUUGAGCCUAUAAGUUAUUGUUAUGGCUUAUAUUUUGUUAAUUUUUUUGCCACCUGUACCCCGAAGAUUGACAUGCAUCGAUGCAUUCGACAAUCCCCGAAUCAGGAGCUCUGUUGUACAAUUAUUCGGUCUGUAUCCCAGCAUGGGCCCGGAAGUUGUUCGGGAUUCCCAGGUAAAAAAAAAAAAAAAAAAAAAAAAAAAAUCCCGGAGAUGCUGUCGUCGCCUGGGAAAACAAACAGCUAUCCAGACAAUUAAAAAAGGAAAACACCGAUCGGUCGCCAGGUAAGGAGGAGGCUUGUGGACUGCACCGCGGCGCUUGGUAAGACCAUCCGUCGGUUUUAUUCUGGAAGUGUGUGCAUGUUUUUGAGGAGUUGGUGGGGUGAAUGCCAUUUGUCGUGUGGUCGGGUGCCAUAGCAACGGCUCAUGAGAAACAUUGUGCAGCCAGUUUUGACGUGCUCGAUGUUGGAGGACAGCUGCGUUCAUGCGGACAAUUUGCAAUGUGGCAACUCCUGCAACAAAUUGCCGUUGCGUCUCGCCGCUGUCUCGACCGUCCAUGAGCAUGAUUGGUGCCAUAAUGGACUCGAAUCCCAACGAGCUGCUAAAACAAGUGGCCACGCAUACACAGAGCAGCAGCAUGGGCAUCUGGUGAGAGAAUGAAUGCUGAUGACUGCAAUGGACGCUCAUAUGCACAAGGUAAUGGAGGAGAGUCAUCAACGGAACAGGAUUUUUAUGGCGGGUUACAGGCCCCUUCAGCGAGAUCUCCAAACAGUCAGCAGUCCUCGCCGCACCGCUCCCUCAGCGCAAACUCCAUCAAGGUUGAGUUGUGCAGCGAUGAUGAGUCACCAGGUGCUCCACGGCCAGAGAACAGAGAGGCUGUGAGGGACGAUAGCAGAAGGGGUGACAGUGGGGACCCUAUGGAAGAAGGGAGCGCAGAGUACGCUGGGGCGGGAAGAGACAGAGGCAGCAUUUACAAUGAGAUGGCAAGUCCAAAUUCUGCUUCUCCAGGACCUAUCCGGCUACCCAACGGGAAGCUCCAGUGUGAGGUGUGCGGUAUGAUCUGCAUUGGACCCAACGUGUUGAUGGUGCACAAGCGUAGCCACACAGGCGAGAGGCCAUUCCAGUGUAACCAGUGUGGCGCUUCCUUCACUCAGAAGGGGAAUUUGUUGCGCCACAUCAAGCUGCACUCAGGAGAGAAGCCUUUCAAAUGUCCCGUCUGCAAUUACGCUUGUCGCCGGAGAGAUGCCCUGGCUGGACAUCUACGCACACAUGCAGCUUCUUCUCCAACGGUGGGAAAACCUUUCAAGUGCAGCUACUGUAGCCGCAGUUACAAGCAACAGAGUACACUGGAGGAGCAUCUAGAGCGCUGCCAUAGUUAUCUGAAGAGUCUGGACCACCAGACAGCAGUCAAUGCACAGACAGCACCGGGUGAAGAGUCAGUAAAUAUGGAGACAAUUACUAAACCUGUGCUCCAGCCAUCCAGUGAAAAAAUCCAGCUUGUGGAUAGACUGGCAAUUAGCAUAACCAAGCGCAAGAGGUCAAUGCCACAGAAGUUUUUGGGUGAAAAGCACAUGCACCUUGACCUACCUGAAGCACCUUACGAAUUGUCCUCUGGCUCUGAGAAGGAAGGGGACCUCAUGAGCUCUCAGCCUGCUGGGGACUCCGCUGGGUUGGCUGAAAUCCAACGCAGCAGGGGCAAAGGAGAGAACCACGAGCCUCCUGCACUGUCUCAGCUCCACCCUGCCUUCCUGUCGGAGCUACACACGGUUAUGGGCUCCAUCAGCAGCAACGCGACUCCUCAGGGCUCCCGAGCCCACAGUGGAGGUGGGCUGGCGACAGUGUCUCUCGGCCUGGCCGGGCGGGAGGCAGGUGAAGGUCGUGACGACCAGCGCUCAGCCCACAGCCACACCACCUCUCCCAACGGCUGCCCCGACUCUACAGACACAGAGAGCACAGCAGAAGAGCAGAGCACAAGGGCUACAGCCCCGACAAGUACCUCCAACAACCACCACCUCCACUACCAAACCCCAGCACUGCCCCGCAGCCAUCCCACUUCCAACCCCAGGCAGGCCAAAGACUUGGACCCCGAGUGGGAGAGAGCGUGUCCUGUCCCCCCCACCAUAACAAAGAGGAGCCCCAUCUCACCCCUUUCUUCCAGGGAGAUUGUGCAGGUGUUAGACACGGACGGCCGGCCCGUGCGCUCCUUCCACUGCCGGCACUGUCGCAUCCUCUUCCUGGACCAUGUCAUGUUCACCAUCCACAUGGGCUGCCACGGCUUCCGCCAACCUUUCGAGUGCAACAUCUGUGGCCACCGCAGCCAGGACCGCUACGAGUUCUCGUCUCACAUCAGCCGCGGAGAGCAUCAGGUGGGCUGAGGAGAGUCGACAGUGGUCGGAUCAGGAGGGGCAACUGCUGCCCUCUAAAGUUGUAGGCUCCUGUUUGUUCUGCACCAGAUCAGUUGCUUUAAAUCCCUAGUGGAAGUAAAAAGGAGUUGUGGUUUUAUCAAGAGAAUAUUUAUUAAACUAAAGUAGAUGCGAGUGAAAAAUCUUUUCGCCGCAACAUUUAAAGUAAAGUGGAGGCAAAUUACAUUCUAAGAUUGAUUGCACUCCCAUAUCAAAUCAUCUGGCAAAACUACUGGUUUUGCUUCAAAAGUGCCUUCUUUUGGGGAUUUCCUCUUAACUAAAAAAAAAGAAAAAAAAGAAAAAAAAAAAGAGGGGAACUGGUGCUCAAAAAUCUUGACUAGCCAUCUUUUACUAAAUGAUUUAGUUAGCACUUUGAGAGGUCAUGUGCACAGGAAGGUAAAGAAAGCAUGGCAUGUACAUUUUAAGAAUUCUAUUUGGUAUGCUUAGUAUGCACUAAGAGCUUUGUUUUUGUGGUCGAGGACAGGACUUUGUAUCGUGUGUCAGGUAAAGCUUAAUAUGCACUGAGAGCUUUGUACCUCUGGAUUUGGGAGGAGCUUUUGUCACAGACGAAGCACAGAAAUAGAUUGCCUUAACUCCUACAGUGGUAGGAAUACAUUGUUUACAGCAUGUGUGAAGUCACCUCAGAAGAGAGAGAGUAUUUGCAGCUGCAUAGUGAGACUGUGCAGGACAAAGUGAAAUCAUGAGGGAAAUGAACUUGAAAAAAAACAUUCAAGGCCUUCAGGGCUCGGAUGUAAAAUGUUUGGAUUUUAAAGUGAGCCUUAGGAUACUGGUGCAGAGCAGACCACGAGCCAUGUAGUGUACAGUGAGAGCCUGACUGAGACGGCCCGGGAUGCUAUACCUAUACAGGAUUGCACUUUUAGGUUCCCUGCUUAUAUAUGAACAUCUUUGCUGAAGCACUUGAUGGCUUUACAAUUUUCUUUUUCUGUGAUUGUUCUACUGCACUGAAAAAUUGCAUAAUACUCACAAUAAUUGAUCAUCUAAUUUGCAACAGCAGUGUAUUUUUAAACGGAGCCGGCCUUCUACAGAAUCCCACAGCGCUGCACUAGUUCUGCGGUCUACACUCAAGUUUGCUGCAUUUGUGUGACUGACAAUUAAAUAUCAGUUCGACUAAAUUGUUUUUGUGGUUUUGCAUUCAGCAGGGUGGCUGAGCUUUUGAACAAUUUGCAUAAUGUAAGUGAAUUAACAAAUUAAUUAUUUAAAAAUUAAUUGACAAAUCAGUUUGGAUCUGUUCAGUUAUAACUUGUGGUUAUCUAUUUAGUGUUGUUUGUUUUAGCCUUGGUGUAUUUAAUCAGCUAUAUUCCAAAUCUUAUCCAGCAUAUUCCUCAAGUCCAUGAAAUGUUACCUCCUGCUUCUUUAUAGCACCCAAAUACCUUAUUGCUACAGUAUGGUGAGUUAUCUGAUAAUGUUAAUAUUGGGAACAAGAAUGAGACCAAACUCAGUAUUCUUACUUGUUAUUGUGGGUUUGCUGCUUCAUAGUUUAACUUAAUUUCCUUCGAUCGCAGGCAAAAAUAUACUUGAAACUGUUUGAGAAAAAAAGUAAUAUAAAAAUGCACUUGGUUUGAUAAAGUAGAGACAUGUGUGUGAAUGGAAUAUAGCAUGUGUGCUUGUCAUUUUCUGCUUUUCCCUGAAUUGUGAAUUAUUUUUGAAAUGUGAAGUAAUUUCAAGAAGUGAAAAUGAGGCAUGGGUUUCUGUCUCCUUGUGUGGACUUUUCAAUGUUUUAACGAUAUUUUGUGAAUGAUGUAACAUGACAAAACACUUUACCUCAAAGUUAAAGAUGUACAACUGCCUCAUUAUUUCAACAAGUCAUGUUGCUUUCCAAGAUGUUCUUGCAGUUACAAAUGCGUGCCCCUUCGAUAUUCUCAAAACUUUUUACUGUCAAUAAAGUUGAGUUUAUUGUAAAAGUGA
Molecule: messenger RNA, 5328 nt
Organism: Centropristis striata (black sea bass)
Lineage: Eukaryota; Metazoa; Chordata; Actinopteri; Perciformes; Serranidae
Gene: ikzf4
Product: IKAROS family zinc finger 4
Exons: 8
Coding region: 1657-3375 (572 amino acids)
Biological process (GO): regulation of transcription by RNA polymerase II
Molecular function (GO): RNA polymerase II cis-regulatory region sequence-specific DNA binding; DNA-binding transcription factor activity
Source: RefSeq, a predicted model, not a curated record